UCUGUCCGCCGGGCCUAGCCCCCGCCGCGCCCCGAGCUCCCGCGGCGCGCGGCCUGAAAGGGAGGCUCUCCGGCCGCGGCUCCCGCAGCUGUCGGGUGCACGGGUGGCGCGCGCGUCUGCGCCCGGCCCGGCCCGGCCCCCUGCCCUCCCGCCCGCCGCGUGGCUGUCGCGGCGUCCGCCCCGACCUGAGGGGGCGGCCUUGAGCAGGGGCCGCAGACCCGGGGCGCGGGGAGGUCGGCGGCGGCGCGGCUGGGUCCUGGGGAGCUGCGGGCGGGCCGUCAUCCGGCCGGCACUCGCUGCCCUCUGUCCUUCGCGCGGAAGGGGAGGAAGGGUUAACCAGGUCUCGAUGGGCCCCGCGGAGGAGGAGGACGCGCAGCGCGCGGGGGGCGCAGACACCUCGCUGCCAGGUGAGAAUUAUGAAGAUGAUGACCUAGUAAACUCUGAUGAGGUUAUGAAGAAACCAUGUCCAGUACAGAUUGUUCUUGCACAUGAAGAUGACCAUAACUUCGAGCUUGAUGAAGAAGCUUUGGAGCAGAUAUUGCUACAGGAGCACAUACGAGAUCUUAACAUAGUAGUGGUAUCCGUGGCAGGAGCUUUUCGUAAAGGGAAAUCAUUUCUACUGGACUUCAUGCUUAGAUAUAUGUAUAACAAGGAUUCUCAAAGUUGGAUUGGUGGAAACAAUGAACCAUUGACUGGCUUUACAUGGCGAGGUGGUUGCGAAAGAGAAACAACAGGCAUACAAGUCUGGAAUGAAGUAUUUGUGAUUGAGAGACCUAAUGGAACAAAAGUGGCUGUGCUGCUAAUGGAUACCCAGGGUGCCUUUGAUAGCCAGUCAACUAUCAAAGAUUGUGCAACAGUGUUUGCUCUGAGCACUAUGACUAGCUCCGUCCAGGUAUAUAAUUUGUCUCAAAAUAUUCAAGAAGAUGAUCUUCAACACUUGCAAUUAUUUACAGAAUACGGCAGACUUGCAAUGGAAGAAAUCUACCAGAAACCAUUUCAGACAUUAAUGUUUUUGAUUCGAGACUGGAGUUAUCCUUAUGAACAUUCAUAUGGUUUGGAAGGUGGAAAACAAUUCCUUGAAAAGAGAUUGCAGGUAAAACAAAAUCAACAUGAAGAGCUACAGAAUGUAAGGAAGCACAUUCACAAUUGUUUCUCAAAUCUUGGUUGCUUCCUUUUGCCACAUCCUGGUCUUAAAGUUGCAACUAAUCCUAGUUUUGAUGGGAGAUUGAAAGAUAUUGAUGACGAGUUUAAACGAGAGCUUCGAAAUCUGGUUCCAUUGCUACUUGCCCCAGAAAAUUUGGUAGAAAAAGAGAUAAGUGGAUCUAAAGUCACUUGUAGAGAUCUUGUAGAAUACUUUAAGGCUUACAUUAAAAUUUAUCAAGGAGAGGAACUUCCACAUCCAAAGUCCAUGCUUCAGGCAACAGCUGAAGCUAAUAAUCUUGCUGCAGUAGCAGGAGCAAGAGAGGUCUAUUGCAAAAGUAUGGAGCAGGUAUGUGGUGGGGACAAGCCUUACAUUGCACCUUCAGAUCUGGAGCGAAAACACCUGGAUCUCAAGGAAGUGGCGAUUAAACAGUUUCGUUCAGUAAAAAAAAUGGGUGGAGAUGAAUUCUGCCGUCGUUAUCAGGACCAGCUUGAGGCUGAAAUUGAAGAAACCUAUGCAAAUUUUAUAAAGCACAAUGAUGGCAAAAACAUCUUCUAUGCUGCUCGUACCCCUGCCACACUGUUUGCGGUCAUGUUUGCCAUGUACAUAAUCUCAGGACUGACUGGCUUCGUUGGCCUGAACUCUAUAGCCGUCUUGUGUAAUCUUGUCAUGGGGUUAGCACUGACGUCUCUUUGUACUUGGGCAUAUGUGAAAUACUCUGGGGAGUUCAGAGAAAUUGGAACAGUGAUCGAUCAGGUUGCUGAAACACUGUGGGAACAGGUAUUGAAGCCCCUGGGUGAUAAUUUGAUGGAGGAAAACAUAAGGCAGUCUGUAACAAACUCUAUCAAAGCAGGCCUGACUGACCAAGUGUCUCAUCAUGCCAGAUUAAAGACAGACUGACAGUUCAUCUCCUCAUGGACUCCGCUCUCCCUUUUUUUCAUGCUUGCUGUACAAUGAGAACUCAAAUAAAAAUAAACCAAAGUUUACAAUCAACUGUAGAAGUAGUUUAGUAUAACUGGCUUCACAGAUGGCUGCCACAGAGUGUGAAAUUGUUUGUUGGUUUUUAGCAUUCUGUUCAUGGCUCCUAAGACAUGAAGAUUGGCUGAGGAGCGCUAGUUAAUCAUGCACACUUGUGCCAUGUUUAAUUUUUUCUUUUUUCCUUUUUACUUAAUCUAAUGUUAGUGAAAUUUGUCUUAUGUAAAAGGAUAUUUCAGGGAAAUAUUUUAAGAAAUCUAUUUAGAGUCUCUUUAACACAGUGUCCCAUUGAAACUUUAAUUUUUAGAGAAGUUAUGAAUCAUUGUAUCAAGAAUCCAAUCGGUAUGACAAUGAAGCCUUUAUUGAGCCACGACAUUAAAAGUAUAUAUUGCUUUACUGCCUUCAAUACCAGUAUUACAUAAAUGCAUGUAUCAGAAACUUCACAGAAAUUACGACAACUCCUGUAGCUAAGAAAGUGAUUCUGAGGUGUACAUUUGUCUUGCCUUUUUAAAUUUAUAAACCUGCCCUAAAAGGAGAUGCAUAUCUGGGAAACUGAACUGUCUUUAUGCAGUUUAGCCUUCAUGUACAUAAAAUAUGCCAUUAAUUUUAUUGGGGGAGAAAUUCCAUCCAAAAAUGUUGCCUACAGCUAUGAGUUAAGAGUGUCUGUACAGUGUGUAGCUUUUAUUUUCUAAAAUCACAGAUAGGGCAUGUAUAUGAAUUAUAAAUAUAUAAAUACGAUUUUGUAUUAAAAGUUUUGUAGUUUAUGGCAAAAUCUGGUUCUGUGGUAGGCUAAUGAGUACAGUCCCUGUGAAGGAAUGUUUGUGGCUCAUGUCAGUGUGUGAAUGCAUAGACCAUUUGAAGUUUUUGAUAUAUUUGUGAUAUUUAUCUUCUUGAGCACUGCAAUCUCACCCCCCCCCCCCCAAGGGAAUUCAGUGGGAAUGUUUAUCGUGACGUUGUCCUCUGUUGCAUUUUAAAGUUAUUUCCUGUAAUUUAUUUUCAGUACAUAAUUAAAAUUUUGUUGUAUAUAUAAAA
Molecule: messenger RNA, 3148 nt
Organism: Hippopotamus amphibius kiboko
Lineage: Eukaryota; Metazoa; Chordata; Mammalia; Artiodactyla; Hippopotamidae
Gene: ATL2
Product: atlastin GTPase 2
Exons: 13
Coding region: 347-2041 (564 amino acids)
Biological process (GO): endoplasmic reticulum organization; protein homooligomerization
Molecular function (GO): GTP binding; GTPase activity
Source: RefSeq, a predicted model, not a curated record